GGCCUGUAGGGAGAUACUGUCACGCGAGAGUGCGGGUGGGCUUACAAGCUACAGGGGAAGUCGAUCUACAGAACACUGUGUUUGAUGGGAUGGGUUAUGAAAAAAAUGAAAAAGAUUUUAACAGAGGAUUCCAUUACCACAUGCCUUUCUCCUUUAGUGCAUGACUUGAUUUGUAACCUUGGGUUUGAACUCACAGAAAUUUGUGAUAUCAAUAGCAUUGUAACUCAAAAUGGUGAAGUACUCUGGAAAGCAAUUACAGACUGUGUGAGCUAUGCAGAAUUAGGGCAAAGUCUGGACUACAGGCAAAGUGUGCAGCAGUUGGGUCCAGUGUGUGAGGCCAUCCAUCUACACAUCUCAUCACUGACCAGAGCACAGUUUGAAAUUCAGUAUUUACCAUGGUACCAGUGGACAACUUAUCCAGAGUUGUUUCUUGAAAUAUUUGAUGCUUUGGAAAGCUUGCCGUCUGCUGCCAUCUCCCUCAGCGUGAUGAAACUAGCUUCCUGUCUGGAACGAGCCCUAGGCGAUGUAUUUUUACUGAUUGGGAAAGAGUGCCCUUUUCUCCUAAGAGAUCUUCUUGCAUCUGCAGAGCUUGCACAAGUCUUUGGACAUGCUGUGAUGGAUGUACUAAAAGUCUUCAUCGGUUCUCCCUGUGGACUCAACCUCAGAAACAUCUUGUGGCAUGGCUUUGCUUCCCCUCAAGAUAUUCCUCCAAAAUACUGUUCAGCCAUGUUGCUGUUGACGGCAGGACUGGGUCAGUUACUGAAGAGUUACCUUCAGCACACAAAAGUCACAUUGGCACAUCGACCUUUUGUAACACUCACAAACUUAGAGGAUGUGAUUGUUUUUCCUGAUGUGACUUAUGAGGUACUCUCCGCAUUAGAGACAGUGAUGACAAAAUCCAACUUUCUAUUAAAAAUCAUGUUGCCAUAUUGGGAAAUGGCAGUGAGCAAGUUCAAGUCUCACAGGUUUGCUGACUGUACCAUAUUGUUGCUGUCACAGCUAGAAGCUGGACUCAGGAGAGUUUUUGCUGCAGUUAACAAAUGUCCUGAUAGACUGCUCACAGCUGAGUCAACAAUUCUAUAUACCACGUUUGAUGAAAUACUGGCAAAGCACAUGAGUGAUGGUAGCAUCAACCAGCUUCCUUGUUUCCUUGGAGAGCCUGCCAUGGAAUUCUUGUGGGAUUUCCUGAACUAUCAGGAGGGUCCUCGUACCCGGGAUCGUUUAAGCCAUGGGGAGAUCAACAUACACGAAUUUCCAAAAGAGGCAGCAAGCCAGCUGCUCACGUUCUCCCUGGUGCUCUUGCUCAGAUUCACUGAGGAGGACACACUGUCAGAACUGAAGGAGGAAGCAGCAAUACAGUUGCUGGUUAGUCUUGCAGAAGGUUACAGGUCUCGCUGUCACCCAGCCUUUCAGCUUCAAAAACAGGUGCUGAACUGUGAGAGAAGCCUCAGGAUGUGGCCUGUGCCGCCUUUGCCAGAAGAGUGUUGUCAGCCAGCAGCCAGAUUGGAAGGUAAUUCUGAAGCAUGUGCCUGCAACUCUUUAAUUAGCAAGAUUUUGUGUGAGCUCUGCCACUAUCUGCCUGGGAGUGCCUGUGCUAUCAAUGGCUUGGAUGGGCUUCCCUCGGAGAAGUGGUCACAGCUGCUAACUGAACUCUGUAGCACACGCAUUCCUACACUGUUCUGCCCCAGAAUCAUUCUAGAAGUUCUGGUUGUGCUCCGAGGCAUCAGUUCCCAGUGCCAGCGCGUGUCUGACCAGGUCAUUGCCUCUUUGCAGCUGAGACACAGGCAAUGGGUGGAGCGUAGGUUGCGCUCAAGGCAACGUCAGAACUAUGUGCGCAUGCUCAGCAGUGUUGGACUUUUGUGUCCUAUGCUUUCCCUGAUUUUGUUGCUCCUUGCGCUGGAAUUGGUCAGUGUUCAUGCUGUUCAUGGCAAAGGCGCUCAGGAACAACAGCAGUAUCUGAGGUUCUUAAAAUUGGUCCUACAAUACACUGAGAACCUAGUGGCCUAUACCAGCCAAGAGAAGAACAAGUGGAAUGAAGCCAUCAGUCUUACACAUGCAGUUUUGUUGAGAAUUUGGACUUUCAGUGAGAAGAAACAAAUGUUAAUACAUUUAGCCAAAAAAAACACAAAUAAAGUUGAUACAAGCUGACAAAGAAA
This is a messenger RNA of Grammomys surdaster, 2156 nucleotides long. It is a transcript of the gene Ermard, whose product is annotated as ER membrane associated RNA degradation. The transcript has 18 exons. Lineage: Eukaryota; Metazoa; Chordata; Mammalia; Rodentia; Muridae. The coding region runs from base 85 to 2148 and encodes 687 amino acids. The record is from RefSeq and is a predicted model, not a curated record.